UGACCACUUUUGGACGAGUGCGUGGUGGUGUACCUGGACGACAUCCUCAUCUACUCGCGCGACAUGAAGCAGCACGUCGAACACCUACGACGUGUCUUCGAAAUUCUUCGACGAGAACGAUUCUACGUCAAACUGUCCAAGAGCAAAUUCGCCCUUGAGAAGGUCCAGUUCCUAGGACACAUGGUGAGCGCUCAAGGAGUUCACGUCGACCCCAAGAAAAUCGAAGCCGUACGUACGUGGAAGACACCCGAGAACGUGAAGGAGUUACAGCAAAUCCUAGGCUUCGCUAAUUAUUACAACAGGUUCGUGCCACAGUAUGCGAAACUCGCAGCACCACUCACGAAUCUGCUGAAGAAGAACACGCCCUACAAACGGGAGCCGAAGCACCAGGAAGCCGUGGAGCAGCUGAAAAAAGCACUCACGUCUGCACCAGUACUCAUCUUGCCAGAUCCCGAACGCGACUACGUAAUCAAAGCUGACGCCAGCGACCAGGCAGUAGGAGCAGUCUUAAUGCAAGAUUAUGGGAAUGGACUGCAACCAAUCGCCUACCUGAGUAAGAAACUGCACGGGGCAGAACUCAACUACCCGAUACACGACAAAGAGGCCCUUACCAUCGUUAUCGCCUUCAAAGCGUGGAGAUGUUAUCUUGAAGGACGAAGAACAACCGUCUACACCAACCACUGCAGUCUGAAAUACUUGAAGACACAACCCAACCUUUCCAGGCGGCAGGUCCGGUGGAUCGACUUCCUCGAGACACACUUCCACUACGACAUCGUGUACAAGCCCGGCCACAAAAACAAAGCAGACGCUCUCAGCCGGCCUGCAUACAAAGGAUCAACGAAAAUCUGGGUACCCAAUUUCCCUCCUUUGCGCCAGUUACUACUCGAAGAAUACCACGACGUCCUAUAUGCCAGACACUUCGGUAGCAACAAGACGCUGAUCGGUAUCGCAAAACACUACUACUGGCCCCACUUGGCAGAGGAUGUUCAGAAGUUUGUCACCUCGUGUGAUACAUGUCAGCGGAUGAAGAGCAGCAAGCAAAAAAAGGCGGGACUAUUGCAGCCUCUUCCUGUCCCAGAACAGCCAUGGCAAGUGGUUAGCCUGGACUUCAUCACCGGGUUACCACCUACCACCAGCGGUUAUGACGCAAUCCUUGUCGUCAUCGACAAGUUCUCCAAAAUGGGACACUUCAUCCCGACACACACGACAGCACGCACCGAGGAGACAGCACAACUAUUCGUUCGAUACAUCAUCUCACAGCAUGGAAGGAACUCAUGUCUGUGCUCCGGACCAAACUCGCCAUGUCAUCCGCAUACCAUCCGCAGACAGACGGACAGAUCGAGCGCCUCAACCAGAUUGUUGAGCAACUCCUCUGAGCAGCCUGCAAGGACGAGAUCUCCAAAUGGGACUUGCACCUGCCCGUUCUGGAGUUUGCCUACAACAAUGCCACUCACGCCGCUACUGGACUGACACCGUUCUUCCUCUGCUACAGAC
Messenger RNA from Closterium sp. NIES-67, 1494 nucleotides. The record is from the annotation of a GenBank genome assembly. NCBI's taxonomy places the organism in Eukaryota, Viridiplantae, Streptophyta, Zygnematophyceae, Desmidiales, Closteriaceae.